CCGAGUUCCGUUUCUUAGAGAUAAAGAGCUCGCUCGUCCCUUUCAUGGCGGAAUCAGCUGAGGACGCGAGUAGAAACGGGAGAGACGAUGAAGGAGAUGCAGAUUACAUGGGGGACCUCUCUCGCUUCCUUCCUUCCGAUGAACCUGACCCUCCUAAACGCUCCUCCAAAAAGAUUUUGAAUGCUAAACCCUUGCCUGUUCAAUCCUCCAACAAGAAAACCAAGUUCCUUAACUGGCAAGAAAGACGGAAACUUGAGAUAGAGCGGAAGCAACGAGAAGAGGACGAGCAGACUUUAGCCAAAAUCGAGGCGCCGAUCCCAGAAUCCAACAUUGGAUUCAAGCUUUUGAAGCAAAUGGGCUACACACCUGGUUCGGCCUUGGGGAAGGAGGGUGCGGGGAAGGCUGAACCUGUGGGGCUCAAGAUUCGGCGCUCACGAGCUGGUAUUGGAAGGGAGGACCCGCAUAAAGAGAAGAAAAAGCAGGAUGAAUUAAGGUCAGUGAAGAAGAGAAGGACAGAGGAGUCCUUGAUGGAAGAGUUUGGAUCCUGGCAAAAAUCACAGUGGCGGAGUCGGAGGAUAUAUGUAAAUUUUCACAAGGCAAAGGCUGCACUGGAUCAAUUAGAGAACAAGGAAUUUCCAGAGCCCGAGAAGAAUGAGGAGGAGGAGGAGGGUGAACAGGAUGAAGAGGAAGAAGAAGACAUUACGGAAGAGAAUUUGGUGGCUGUAUUGAUGAAACUACGAGAUGAGUAUAACUACUGCCUCUUCUGUGGAUGUCGGUAUGGAUCCAAAGAAGAACUGUUAUCCAACUGCCCGGGGACAGAAGAAGAUGACCAUUAGAAUGCCAGGACGAAAUGACUGUCCACUUGCCACAAACUUGAGUGGUGCAGCUCGUGAUACAGAAAAGACAGGAAGAAACUUGCUCUUAAUCAGAGAUUUUUGGGAUCGAUUUAUUUGGUGGAUUAAUUGGAUUUAUAACUCUGAUGCACCUCUAAGAAGCAACGGCUAGUCUGUUGUGAAAUCCCGUUUGUCUGUGAUUGCUACGUGGAUCGGAGGUGGUGCGACCAUGCCUGGUUGGAUUACUUGCCUUGUUUGAGGCAGGUGAAGAAAGGUCAUUAGGAUUUCUACUCACAUGCUCCAUUCCGUUGGAGCAUCGGACAGGGCUUGCUCUCCCAAUAGGUUUCUUGUAAUCAGUCGACAUCUCACUCAUGUAACAUUCAUUUGUAUAUACCACAAAGUGGGCCUAGCUUACUUCUCUUGACUGGCACUCAGAUUUUGGUGUUAAGAUUUAUGGUGCGUGAUC
Molecule: messenger RNA, 1299 nt
Organism: Rhodamnia argentea
Lineage: Eukaryota; Viridiplantae; Streptophyta; Magnoliopsida; Myrtales; Myrtaceae
Product: G patch domain-containing protein 11
Exons: 4
Coding region: 45-836 (263 amino acids)
Cellular component (GO): kinetochore
Molecular function (GO): nucleic acid binding
Source: RefSeq, a predicted model, not a curated record